UCACCAGAAGACUGAUAGCCGUACACAUGCAGACAGCUACAGCUACAUGUAGGAGCAAGUAACUAGUUACGUAUACAGAUGCACCCAUGAGGUUUGCAGGUGCAGAAGGAAUACCGGUAGUGUGCUUCCCAAAGCGGCUCUAGCAAACAAAAACGUCUCCUGUCUCACGCCUUUUGACGGAACUGGCGACCGUAGCUACCGUUCUUACAUUCAAACUAUGCUGUUUUCGUGAGUUUGCCGCUGAGUCCUACGUAGUGCAGUACUGUUAGAGCAGGAGAAGGAGUAGCAAAAACCGUCGUGAACAGGAAACAGCCGCAAGGAAAGAAACGACUGCAUGAAAACAUAAUAUCGGCUGAGUCUUUCGGACAACUGCCGCUCGUAUCGUAGCCUACACGGGUGUCUUCAUGGCGGUGGUGCAGGUGCUAGUGGUCGUGUUUACCACAGUAUCUUCCAUUCAGUUCACCGGUGUUACUGCGACGGAGGGAGAUAGUGGACACGCGCAACGAUGGCAACAGGCGGAAGAGUAUUUAUCUCACAGGAAUCUGCUGGGCAAGAAGUGUUACACUCACCUUGGCUGUUCACAAUCACGUUGCUGCGUGCGGAGAGUUGUGCUAGCCGCAGGCAGUGACCAGGUUACGUUUGACAAGUCUGGACUGUGUGCACCUGUGUCUGCUCUGCAAGAUCCUUCGUUCGAAUUGAACGUGCUGACGGGUGCACUGAGAACCAUACAGGACGCCCAAUCGUUCCUGCAGGCCGAAGCUAUGGAUCAAGAUCUCCUGGCCAUGUGUUCAUAUCGUGCAUUCCAGAAUUCCGAUGCUAGGGAUAAGCGAGAGGAGCAGAUCGAGCCCAGGAAGCUGGUAACUGCUGUCCUGCCACCGGAAGUCGCAUUUCUAAGAUUGUCCACAUCCACUACUCCAGCAACGGCCAUUGUAGAGCAGCCAGCAGAGCAAGCUGUCCGGUCGCCAUCUUCAGACCGCUCAUCAAUGAUGCAUGUCGAGACUGAAGACGUGGCUGAAACUAAGGCAGAAGAUGAAGCUGGUAAGUCAAGCCUACGUCGACGGGAACCACAGAUGGCCCAUCUCAGAGCAGAGAUAACAUCCGCACAGGAAGAACUGCAACUUAUUCUUACUGAGUUGAAGGAUUAUGAUGGGUAAACUUGGCAUUUCAUUUCUUGCCCUUUUCAGCAUAUAAUAAUCAUUUUUAACUUUUUAACUUGAUCCCUUACAACAUUCCGAUUUUUUAUGCCCCCCCCCCUCCAAAUCGGGGUCAAUUUCAAAUUUCAGGUUAAGCCUCUAAUCCUCAUGUCUUUUUCGGUAGAGCUACAAUGCAUAAUAAUGAUGCCGCUUGUUCAGUUAUUAAUCUUAUUAUACUGUAAACCGCCCGUGCAAGAUUGGAGUCAAUAAA
This is a messenger RNA of Sycon ciliatum, 1404 nucleotides long. RefSeq lists its product as uncharacterized. The transcript has 2 exons. Lineage: Eukaryota; Metazoa; Porifera; Calcarea; Leucosolenida; Sycettidae. Bases 405 to 1154 code for a protein of 249 amino acids. The record is from RefSeq and is a predicted model, not a curated record.